CCAGCCUCUUCAACCCCUUCGCUUCCUCCAGAAGGGCAGAGCGGAAGUUGCCUGUGCCGUGUACGUCGCUGAUUUUCUUCCGCCUGGUGCAGGGGGGCAAGAUUUCCUGGGACGCUUUCACCUUGCAGGGAGAAGCGCAAGUACAUGCUGUGCGUUUUCCUUCCUCCCCUUCCCUUGUCUGCAGAGAAAUGGCUGGGCUGAUCAACUUCGAGGAUGAAGAGGAGGUGAAGGAGUACUUAGACAAUCUGGGUGUGGAGUUCAGCUUCCAGUGCUAUAAGGAGAAAGAUCCUGACGGUUGUCACCGUCUUGCUGAGUACCUAGAGGGAGUAAAGAAAAACUUUGAGGGAGCUGCUAAAGUACUAAAGGAGAAUUGUGAAAAAAACCUGCACAGUGAGAGCUGCUACAAACUUGGAGCCUACUAUGUUACUGGAAAAGGUGGGCUCCCUGCAGAUUUGAAAACUGCCUACAACUGUUUUUUGAAGUCUUGUGAGAAAGGUGGGAAGAAAUCCAUAGAUGCUUGUCACAAUACUGGACUGCUGGCACAUGAUGGACGGGGCAAUGAUGAUGAGAAGCCCAACGCACUCCUAGCCAGGGAUUAUUACAGUAAAGCUUGUGAUGGCGGUUUUGCCCCCAGCUGUUUCAAUCUUAGUGCAAUAUAUCUCCAAGGAGCCCCUGGGAUACCAAAGGAUAUGAACCAGGCUUUGGAAUACUCUCUGAAAGCGUGCGACUUGGGACACAUAUGGGCAUGUGCCAACGCUAGCCGAAUGUACAAGCUAGGGGACGGAGUUGAGAAGGAUGAUGCCAAGGCAGAAACCCUAAAGAAUAGAGCAAAAGACCUGCACAAAGAACAGCAGGCAGCUACAAGAUCCUUAACAUUUGGAGAGUAAGCCCAGUUAAGUGAAUUCUAGUUUUCUCAAGAAACAUACUUUGUACAAUAGUGCACAGACAUUGGGUGGAAUUGAGCAUGGCAGUAUUGCAACAUUGCUGCUUGCCCGACAGAAUGAUUCCCCCUCUCCUCCCCCUGCCUGCUGUUCAGGGGGUUCUCCAAACACCUGCCGUGAGCCAAUUUCGGGAGGCACUCAGCAGGAGGAAAUGUAUAAAAUUUGAUUCAAAAAACUUAUUUGUGUGAAUGGGUGUCUCUCUUUGCCUGUACAAAUUAUUGUUUUGUAAACACAAUAAAAAACAAUAUUUUUAGGACAUGGGUGAUUUUUUGGGUAGCUCAGUUUUUAUAGGAGAAAAUGUAUUUAAAACUAUAACGUGAAAACUGCUGUAAACUAAACCAUUGUUUCUAGAAUGUAAUUCUCAAAUACAUCAGGAUUACAUACACUGAGUUAACAGUCCAAUGGGCUCUGUUGUUUCUAAAUAAACUCUUUUCUUCAGCAAACCCCUUUAUUUGUUUUCAGAAAGCAGAAAUUGUAUCUUUAGAAAAAGAAGAAACUGGCCAACUCCACUCAUGUAAUACUUUGCAGAUGGGUAAAGGGGUGUGCUAAUAUGCUAUUAAAGCCAUCAAUACCAAAUGCAUUAAUUAGGAAGCACAUUCCAUUAAUUUCAGUGGCACAACCUUUGAGGGGAAUAUGGUUUGAAUAACUGUAUUGAGUGAUAAUAUAAUUGAAUAUCUUAUUUCUUGCUUACAUGGGGAUAAGUAUGUGAAAGUUUAUUUUUUUAACCAUGCUGUUUCUAGGCAACUCCUAUACUUACCAUGCACUAAUCUUUAUUUUGUGAUCUAAGUGUAGCAGAUUAAAUUACGGUAUAUUCAGCUGGGUUGUUGUUUUUUGCAAGUUAUUUUAUAUAAGCAGUCUCCCAUUUACUAUUGCAAAUGGGUGACUACUUAUAUAAAUUAUCGGGGGGGGGGACUUAUAGAAGUUGCCAAAAGAAGGGACACUUAUGAUCAUAAUUCAUUUUAAAUUCAGGCCCAGUUCACAUAAUAUUGAGCAACACACAAGCAUGCAGUUCCAGGAAUAAGCUUGUGAUUUGUGUGCUCACAAAUGCAUCUGACACCUUGCCUACGUGAGGUCAUGAGAAUUACUACCAGCCCUAAUGGUGAUGGCGUGAGGAAUAUUCAUGAAGACAAAACUGUUCACUAGUCCUCAAACUUCUACACAUCACUUCAGAAAACAUGAGAAUCAAAAUUGUUUCUGAAUGCCAUUCAGCUCUCUUGGCUUGUAAACUGUUUUCUAUGGAGUUUGAGCGGUUAAUCUGUAUUCUUUCCUAUUUCUGAAGGGUUCUUUAAUAGCUGAAUCCAUGACUGAUUGUGUAGGAUCAGUUUGUGACAUCAAUCAGUGCACGGUUUAUUACGUUAAUUAACUUCUUCAGAAUAAUCUGCUACCUUUUUCUGUCACUAGGAGGCACUCUAGUUUUAAAAUUCACAUUACAUUAACCUCUUGAGUCUCAUAUGUUUGUGUAUAGGAAACACAUUUUUAUUUCCCUUCAGGGUGGUGAUUUGAAUUCUGAAAUAACUGUGAGUGUAAUUUGUAGGUUUGGGUCCAAAUAACAGUUGUAACUGAUAAAAGCAAAAAAUAAAACAUCUCCCAGGUU
Podarcis muralis (Common wall lizard) is the source of this 2535-nucleotide messenger RNA. It is a transcript of the gene COA7, whose product is annotated as cytochrome c oxidase assembly factor 7. NCBI's taxonomy places the organism in Eukaryota, Metazoa, Chordata, Lepidosauria, Squamata, Lacertidae. Gene Ontology annotation, cellular component: mitochondrial intermembrane space. Gene Ontology annotation, molecular function: protein binding. The record is from RefSeq and is a predicted model, not a curated record.